AUGACCAAGGUGCCGAGCAUCCUCAUCUCAGCAGCUGUGGAGCAGGCGGCCAGGCCGAGGACCGGGCGCUGGGGCCCGAGCCUCCGCAGCGACAAGGGGCGGUGGCGGCGGGGAAGAGCUGAGCGCGCCGCCCUGCGCACGAGCCGCCCUGCGCACGAGCCGCCCUGCCCGCGAGCCGCCCUGCCCGCGAGCCGCCCUGCGCACGAGCCGCCCUGCGCACGAGCCGCCCUGCGCACGAGCCGCCCUGCGCACGAGCCGCCCUGCGCACGAGCCGCCCUGCGCACGAGCCGCCCUGCGCACGAGCCGCCCUGCGCACGAGCCGCCCUGCGCACGAGCCGCCCUGCGCACGAGCCGCCCUGCGCACGAGCCGCCCUGCGCACGAGCCGCCCUGCGCACGAGCCGCCCUGCGCACGAGCCGCCCUGCGCACGAGCCGCCCUGCGCACGAGCCGCCCUGCGCACGAGCCGCCCUGCGCACGAGCCGCCCUGCGCACGAGCCGCCCUGCGCACGAGCCGCCCUGCGCACGCGCGGUGCUCUCCCCCCGCCCCCCCCCGUGCCCGCGUGCUCCACCACGCCGCGCCCUCGUGCCGCACUGCGCACGCGCUGCGUCCCUCCCCCCUGCCCCCUCCCCGUGCUCGCGCGCUCCGCCACGCCUCAUCCUCCGCCGUACUGCGCACGCGCGGCCCUCCCCCCCGUGCCCGCGCACUCCACGCCGCCGCGCCCUCGCGCUGCACUGCGCACGCGCGCCCCCGUGCCCGCGCGCUCCACGCCGCCGCGCCCUCGCGCCGCACUGCGCACGCGCUCCCUCAGCCGGCGCGUUAACAUGGCGUCGCCGCGCCGCAAAGCCUAG
Jaculus jaculus (lesser Egyptian jerboa) is the source of this 849-nucleotide messenger RNA. Its product is annotated as extensin-like. Lineage: Eukaryota; Metazoa; Chordata; Mammalia; Rodentia; Dipodidae. The transcript is spliced from 2 exons. The coding region runs from base 1 to 849 and encodes 282 amino acids. The record is from RefSeq and is a predicted model, not a curated record.